This is a messenger RNA of Trypanosoma theileri, 399 nucleotides long. RefSeq lists its product as uncharacterized. The transcript has a single exon. Lineage: Eukaryota; Euglenozoa; Kinetoplastea; Trypanosomatida; Trypanosomatidae. Bases 1 to 399 code for a protein of 132 amino acids. The record is from RefSeq and is a predicted model, not a curated record.
AUGGAAGUAGUUGAAGAGUUUCUCUCUCUCCGUCGUGAAGGUCGUGGUGAGGAGGCGUAUGAGAUGCUUGCACCUGGCGCAGCGAUGGGAUGUCCAUGGGGAGGAUUACAUCACGGAGAGAAAGUGCAUGAUUUAUUAAGGGAUGAAGCACGGUUUGUCAAAAAAGGUUAUCUGGAUCCAGUACCAAUUGAAAAAAUUGAUGAAAACACCUUUCAGAGGAAAUUUAAAUGGGAUCGUGGGAUGUAUGAAUAUGGGAAUUCUGGGUUUUGGGGUUUAGGCAAUCUUCCAACAUGGCGUGAAAUUUAUUUUAUCGAGAACGGUAAAAUUCGAUUGGUUACAGCAGAUAAACAACCAAGAGCCUCUUUUUGGAAAACCAUAGGGUUAUCGAGUAUUUUUUGA